This is a messenger RNA of Paecilomyces variotii, 858 nucleotides long. RefSeq lists its product as hypothetical. NCBI's taxonomy places the organism in Eukaryota, Fungi, Ascomycota, Eurotiomycetes, Eurotiales, Thermoascaceae. The transcript has a single exon. The coding region runs from base 1 to 858 and encodes 285 amino acids. The record is from RefSeq and is a predicted model, not a curated record.
AUGUUCCAAGAGUCUUCUCCCAUGCAAACGCCUUUCGGAUUAGCUCCACAGGCAAUAUCAACAGUGCGGGCGCCAACACUGGAUGCUAAUACAACCAAAAAAAGACCGCUUCAACCAUUAGACAGGACAGCCUUCGCCGGCCAGCGAGCUAUACGGCCACGGCUACUUGGCCCCUCUGGCACGGAAGGUUCUGUGCAGACGCAGCUUACUCCAGGGCUUGAGCCAAUUUCUGGAGGAGAGAAACCACCAAAGCCAAGACGUGGGAGGCCAACUAAGGCAGAGUCAGCACGACGGCAAGCAGAAGCUCAGGCACAAGGCAAAGAAUACUCGUCUUCCGGAAGGCAGGGAGCAACCAGACGAGGAAAUAAACCCAUGCCGUCUGCUGUGGGAAGCACAACAAGUGAGGGAUGGGUGAUCUCACCAAGACCGCUAGUAGAUAACCCAGAAACAAGAGCGACGGAGGCAGCAUCAGGAGAAUCUUCAGGAGCGGCUGGAACCUCGACACAGGCAUGGAGAGAACGGCCCAUAGAGGAUACAGCACAAGAUCAGACGGAAUUAACGUCACCACAAGGAGAGAUGCGGCCUCAAGCUGAAACGGAACGGACAUUACCGUCCAUACAGUCGAUGCAACUGGUAUUUGGGGGCGAUACACCGCGAACGAUUCCCGGAACUGCGGGGGUUAGGCCGCUAGGUGCGCCUCCAUUUUCGUAUCCUGGAAGCAACCGAGCAUUUCCAAGUGUCACAGGUACGUCCAAUCCAGGACAUCAACAAGGACCAAGUCUCGAAGUAUUAGGGGGGACCGGAGGAAACCAGGAAACAACACGACGUGAGGGUGGACCAAGUGAAAGCGGAACAUGA